AUGUUGGGCCGCGCAGCCCAGAACUAUCAACCGGCCCCCAAGGCGCCCCUCGAUAAGCAGAUGUUCUCUAGCAGCCCGGUUCAAAACGGCAACAUUCAAGAGCAGUUCAUCAAACCUCGUCCCGUGGCACAAUCGAUGGCCGCUACUUUGAAGAGUUUACCAAAACCCACGAAGCCCUUAAACCCUCUUCGUCCGAGGUCACCAAACAUUCGGCAGGGGCUGAGGCAGAAGUCUGAAAGCAUGGUCUCCGUUGCACCAUCAACUGGCUUGAGCUCAAUUUUCAGCAAACAAGAUGCAUUCCAGGAUACACAGUCUACUGUUGUAUUUUCACAAAAUGCACCUGCUGGACCCUCUAAAGCCUUUGCCCCGACUCAACCCGCCGUUCAUUUCGACGAGAAUGAUUUUGAUGAUGACGCCGAAAUCGAUCUCGACUUGGACUUCGAAAUCCCCGCCUCUAUGCCGAUAAAUGCUCCACCUGGACCCUCAUCGCGAAAUCUAGAAACUCCCUUAGAAGUGGCAUCCUCUUUACCUCGAGGUCGGCGCGGUUCACCAGGCCCUUAUCCAUCUCAAAAUCACCCAAGCAGUGCCGUGACUUGGGAAUCUUCGCCGCCUUCGCAUAAAGUAACACCCCCUGGUGCGGCCGUCAAAAGACAAUGUGACGAACCUGCAGCCCGAGAGCCAGUCCAUUGUGCCUUUGAAGUAGAUCCCAACCCCCGGCCGUCGAAACGGAGGACGUUGCCAUGGGUCCAAAAGCGAGCUGAAACGGAUGAAAUCGCGGCAAGGGCAGAAGAAGAAGAUAUGUCAACCUUAGAUUCGCCUCAUUCCUCUCCAGUUAUGGUAUGCAAGAAUUGCAAAAAGCCUGGUCACAGCUCCCGUCAAUGUCCCAAACUGGGCAAGGCAACCCAUACCCCUAAGGAGAAGAGCAUGCCGUGGAAUAAUACAGGGAGUGCGGUCAGGGAGGAGAAGAAGAAGUUCAAGGAUAAGCGAAAGGCUGCUAGAAAGAUGGAUGAAGGGGCAAUAGAAGCCAUGGCAAGCCAUCAUCGUGGGAAGACAACACCUGCUAUGGCCCCUAUUUCCCUAAGCGAGGAACAGCGGAGAGUGCUUGAUCUGGUUGUCAACCAGCAGAAGAGCGCUUUCUUUACCGGUUCGGCUGGAACUGGAAAGUCGGUGUUAAUGAGAGCUAUUAUUGCUGAGCUUAGGAAGAAGUACGUUCGGGAGCCGGAUCGGGUUGCUGUUACAGCCUCAACUGGUCUGGCAGCAUGCAAUGUCGGAGGUGUUACCUUGCACAGUUUUGGAGGCAUCGGGCUUGGUAAGGAGGAUGUCCCGGCUCUCGUAAAAAAAAUCAAGAGAAACCCAAAAGCCAAAAAUCGAUGGAUUAGGACUAAAAUCUUGAUUAUUGAUGAGAUUUCGAUGGUUGAUGGAGACCUAUUUGAUAAACUGGAGGCAAUCGCACGGACUAUGCGUAACAAUGGUCGACCCUUCGGAGGAAUCCAGCUUGUGAUAACAGGCGACUUCUUUCAAUUACCCCCUGUUCCAGAGUUCGACAACAGAACCCGAGCCAUCAAAUUCGCAUUUGAUGCUGGUACUUGGUCUACCGCAAUUCACCAUACGAUUGGUUUGACCGAAGUUUUCCGUCAGAAAGAUCCAGUGUUUGCCAAUAUGCUAAACGAGAUGCGCCUAGGCAAAAUUACAGAUGAAACUGUACAAGCUUUCCGCAAAUUGAGUCGGAAGCCCAACUUUGAGGAUAACCUGGAUGCGACUGAACUCUUCCCAACAAGAAACGAGGUGGAGAACUCUAAUGCUUUCCGGAUGAGAGAUUUGGUUGGCAAAAGCUUUAGAUACGAUUCCAUAGAUACCGGAGCUAUUACAGACCAAACCAUUCGGGACAAACUAUUGUCGAACAUGAUGGCCCCAAAGGUUCUCGAAUUGAAAAAGGGAGCCCAAGUCAUGUUGAUCAAAAACAUGGACGAUGGUUUAGUCAACGGAUCUCUUGGCAAAGUUGUUGCCUUUAUGAACGAGGCUACAUUCGAAAUUUGGGAUCGGAAUCCGGAGGUUGUGAACGAGGGCCUGGGGGAAGAGCUUCGAAAUGACCGGCUCAGUCUUGCGGCCAAAUUCUCGAGCAAUAAAGACUCGAAUCCCAAUACCGGUAGAGAAUAUCCCCUGGUGCAGUUUACUCUCGCCGAUGGCACGUGCAGGGACUUGCUGGUAAUGCCAGAGGACUGGAAAAUAGAGCUUCCUAAUGGCGAAGUUCAAGCGCAACGGUCGCAGCUCCCUCUCAUCCUCGCAUGGGCGCUGUCUAUUCACAAGGCUCAAGGCCAAACUCUGGAACGGGUCAAGAUUGAUCUCAAGCGGGUUUUUGAAAAGGGCCAGGCAUAUGUUGCACUCAGUCGAGCGACAUGCCAAGAAGGCCUCGAAGUGCAUAAUUUCGACAAGUCAAAGGUCAUGGCCCAUCCUCGGGUUGCUCAAUUCUAUGACAGCUUGUAUAGCGUCAAUAAGGCGUUGCAGCAUCCUAAAGUUUCUACAAAGCCAGUGGAGACCAAGGAGCAACCUGUGAAGAGGGACAAGCGGCCGGAAUAUGACUUUGUAGAUGAAGAGGAGCUUUUGGCUGCAUAUGGCUAA
Venustampulla echinocandica is the source of this 2619-nucleotide messenger RNA. RefSeq names its product ATP-dependent DNA helicase PIF1. The record is from RefSeq and is a predicted model, not a curated record. The transcript has 3 exons. The coding region runs from base 1 to 2619 and encodes 872 amino acids. NCBI's taxonomy places the organism in Eukaryota, Fungi, Ascomycota, Leotiomycetes, Helotiales, Pleuroascaceae. Gene Ontology annotation, molecular function: ATP hydrolysis activity; zinc ion binding; DNA helicase activity. Gene Ontology annotation, biological process: telomere maintenance; DNA repair.